CCUCCCUCUUCCCCUCACUCAGACACUCACAUAGUGAGGAGCGGUAGUGACGCUGAGCAGCUUCGGCCGUGGAGAGAGCAGGGGCGAGGCAGCAGUGGGGGACAAGGGAGGACCGCCAGCCGGUAACUUGUUGAGCGGGCAGCUAACCCGGGAGCGUGGGGGGUGAGCGAGUCCCGGCUCCGCCAUGGGCUGCACACUGAGCGCCGAGGACAAGGCGGCCGUCGAGAGGAGCAAGAUGAUCGACCGGAACCUGCGGGAGGAUGGAGAGAAAGCCUCCAAGGAAGUGAAGCUCCUACUGCUGGGUGCGGGGGAAUCUGGAAAAAGUACCAUUGUGAAACAGAUGAAGAUUAUCCAUGAAGAUGGAUACUCUGAAGAAGAAUGCAAGCAGUAUAAGGUGGUUGUGUACAGCAACACUAUCCAGUCCAUCAUCGCCAUCAUUCGGGCAAUGGGGAGGCUGAAGAUAGAUUUUGGAGAUGUAACCAGAGCGGACGAUGCCAGGCAGUUGUUUGUGUUGGCAAGCAGUGCUGAAGAAGGUAUGAUGUCUCCGGAGCUGGCAGGUGUAAUCCGGAGACUGUGGAAAGACAGUGGUGUGCAGGCUUGCUUCAAUCGUUCUCGGGAAUACCAGCUCAAUGACUCCGCCUCUUAUUAUCUAAACGACUUGGAUAGGAUCUCUCAGGCUAAUUACAUUCCCACCCAGCAGGAUGUGCUCCGGACGCGAGUUAAAACUACAGGCAUUGUGGAGACGCAUUUCACCUUUAAGGACCUGUACUUUAAAAUGUUCGAUGUGGGAGGACAGAGGUCCGAAAGAAAAAAGUGGAUUCACUGCUUUGAAGGAGUUACAGCAAUCAUUUUCUGUGUGGCGCUCAGUGACUAUGAUCUGUUGUUGGCUGAAGAUGAGGAAAUGAAUCGGAUGCAUGAAAGCAUGAAACUCUUUGACAGCAUUUGCAACAACAAGUGGUUUAUAGACACAUCAAUCAUCCUCUUCCUCAACAAGAAGGAUUUGUUUGAGGAGAAAAUCUCUAGGAGUCCACUGACCAUCUGCUAUCCUGAAUACUCUGGUUCCAACACCUAUGAAGAGGCUGCAGCCUACAUCCAGUGCCAGUUUGAGGACCUGAAUAGAAGGAAAGAUACAAAAGAGAUUUACACACAUUUUACAUGUGCUACAGACACCAAAAAUGUGCAGUUUGUUUUCGACGCAGUGACGGAUGUUAUCAUUAAGAGCAACCUUAUGGAGUGUGGCUUGUACUAAACUGGAGAUUCUGAAAGGGGACCUUGAUGUGUACCUGAUUCUGGAGCUUUGUUGCAUGAGGGGGAGUGCUAUCACUUUAAGCACAAGCCAUUCCUGUUCCCAUCUGGGGAUCCUUCCUCCCCACCCCACACAUGCAGCUGCCUUGGAGUGACUGUAUUUAGACCAGAGCUGUGAGCUGCCCCCUUUCCCCUUGUGAUAUUACCACUAUCCUUAUUCCAAGUAUUCUUUCCAUUUGAGGAAUUGGACUGUUACUGAACCCUCCUGGAUGCAGGAGGCAGCCAGCCUGCUCCCCCAGGUUGCUGCAUCCAAAAGAACAGCAGUGUUACAGCACGGCAUCUCUUCUUAGGACCCUUUGUUUUUAGUGCUUGUUACAAUCCACUUUGUAACAUCAUCUUGAUUCCUGUCUGGACCUGACUCAGUGAGAAACCUUUCUGAAUGCUCCUUCAUGGGUACUGGACACUAGAACAAUUUUCUGCUCUCACUGUGUUUGUCUGCCUUGUGCCAUUAUGUUUUAAUACUAAACCGCUCCCUGGACCCGAGCGGUUUAUUUUUACCUUCGGCCUAAUCCACUUUUUGUAAUUGGCAGCUCCGUCACCGUUUUACUUAUUUUCAGGGAGCUAUGCUCACCCUUUUUGGCCAUAUCACUUUUUGUUGUGUUCUUUCUCCUAUUUUUUGUCUUUGGCUCCUGAUUGACUCACACAGCUGCCUUCUCUGGUGCCAGUACCAAUGUCACUCCUACUCUGCCCAGUUGAUAUUGGGCAAAUCCGGUCUGCAGUUUCCUUACCUGCUCCGGUGCAUGCAUUCCUACAUUGGUGCCAAACAUACCUUCACCCUAAUGACAUUUUUUUAAAAAUAUAUAUAUUAUAGUUUUUCUUGCCUUGAACAUUCCUUUUUGGGUCACAGACUACACACAGGACCAGUAUUGGCAGUGUCAAAGACACAUGCCACCUCUUUUGCUAGGAAUACCAACUGUACUAUUAAUGUUAUAUGUUGCAUUUUCCAUAUUCACUCCUGUUCAUUGCUCGGGCGUUCCACUCAAUAACUCAUCUUGUUUGUAAACAGUAUUAAAUGGUGAGAUAUGCAA
This is a messenger RNA of Pelobates fuscus (common spadefoot toad), 2333 nucleotides long. RefSeq names its product G protein subunit alpha i3 (gene GNAI3). Gene Ontology annotation, cellular component: heterotrimeric G-protein complex. The record is from RefSeq and is a predicted model, not a curated record. Gene Ontology annotation, biological process: adenylate cyclase-modulating G protein-coupled receptor signaling pathway. Bases 185 to 1249 code for a protein of 354 amino acids. NCBI's taxonomy places the organism in Eukaryota, Metazoa, Chordata, Amphibia, Anura, Pelobatidae. The transcript is spliced from 9 exons. Gene Ontology annotation, molecular function: GTP binding; GTPase activity; G-protein beta/gamma-subunit complex binding.